GUGCCGAAAUUUACCGACGACCAUGACCAUGUCCUUCACGUGGUUUCGCUCUCCUUCCGGAGAAAUUACACGUACGAUCUACAACGUUCGCGUACAUGUCAAACAAAAGUUUGAAAGCUGUCCAAUAAUUGGCCAUUCGAGUAGGAGAGACUCUACGUUGAUAUAAAAUUACUUACCAUCCUGAUAUCAGGCAUCAAUCCAUCGUCCAUACAGAACCGUGUGCUUUGUCGUCGUCUUCGCGAGGUCAUCCUCGAUCGCAAAUAUGUUCGCAAAAAUUGGUGUAUUGUUGGUGUUGUCGAUAGGCGCGAUCGCCUUUGCUCAGCCUUUGGCCAGUGAGACGAAUUCAGUUGUUGCUGAUACCGCUACGAAGGAAACCUCCAUUUGGAAAGAUACGCCGAUGGAUACGGUUGUCCAACAAUUCAAAGCCGAAUGUCUUCAACAGUCUGAUAGCGCUGCCUGCAUCAAAGUUAAAGUUUUAAAUUUAUUGGACGAUGUGUUACGCAAAGAUUCGUACAAAGUUAACGAUGGCGUAUCCAUAGUUCCUAAUGAAAACCAAGUCAAAGAAAAAACAUCUGCGAGAAAUUCCGAAACAGGUUUCCUCGACCAAUUGGAAAACUACGUCAAAGGACACGACUUGAUCGUGCAAACUCCAGCUGGACUCUUGCAAGGAGCCACUUUUAAACUAUCGCCUAGAAAUUUAGACGAAAACGAAAUCGACAUGAGUGUAAAAUUACCAUCCGAAGACGACAACGAAACGUUCACCGAAAGAGGACGCAAAAGCAAAUUGAAGAAAAUCUUGGUACCCAUCUUGGUGUUCGUGCUAUUGAAAGCCAUGACCUUAAUUCCUCUGGCCAUAGGAGUACUCGGUUUGAAGGCUUGGAACGCGUUCCAAUUAUCUUUCAUCUCCUUCUUGGUGUCCAUUUCUUUAGCCAUUUUUCAAUUAUGUAAAAAAGUAGCCGCCGAAUCGGGAUCACCUAUCGCAGCUCAUAUCCCAUUCGAAACUAGUCAUUCUCAUUACGCAGCCGCCAGAAAUUUCGUCGUUGAUCAACAACGCAACAACGUUGCACAAAACAUCGCCGAAAUCAACGAUCCCCAAAGCAUCGCUUACAGAGCUUACGCUCAAGCUCAAUCGUCAUAAAUGAGAGGAUUUUUUUUCACCUAUACGUGAUUUGAAAAAAUAACGAGAUUUUUGUUCCAUUUUUUUGUUAGACUGUUUUUUUUACCUUUUUUUGAGCUUUUUAUAAGCUUGUACCGAUACUUUCGUAGAUGUAGUAAGUAUUUUUAUUUAUUCGCACGAGCUUUAUUUCUGUUUUUUUUUUUUUUGCUGUAUGAACUUUCAGUUGUUAUUUAUUUCAAAUGUAUGUACAUUUUUGUAUAAUAAACGAAGAUGAAUCGUUGACUUUAGAGGAGAAGGUGCAAAUAUGGACCCCCUCUAGCUUUUUGGCUUCAAAGGGUGGAAAAAAUUAUCAUAUUUUUUUUCAAAUAUACCAUUCGAAAGGCCAAACACUCUA
Molecule: messenger RNA, 1511 nt
Organism: Planococcus citri (citrus mealybug)
Lineage: Eukaryota; Metazoa; Arthropoda; Insecta; Hemiptera; Pseudococcidae
Exons: 3
Coding region: 263-1138 (291 amino acids)
Cellular component (GO): membrane
Source: RefSeq, a predicted model, not a curated record